Magnolia sinica is the source of this 2396-nucleotide messenger RNA. RefSeq lists its product as uncharacterized. NCBI's taxonomy places the organism in Eukaryota, Viridiplantae, Streptophyta, Magnoliopsida, Magnoliales, Magnoliaceae. The transcript is spliced from 6 exons. The coding region runs from base 128 to 1219 and encodes 363 amino acids. The record is from RefSeq and is a predicted model, not a curated record. Gene Ontology annotation, molecular function: ubiquitin protein ligase activity.
GCGAAUCCCUUUGCCACUUCUCUGUAAAGCAGACCUCUCUCUCACUCUCUCUCUCAAACAAAACAAAAACCAGAAGUUCCAGCCUUUCCUCACUUCUCCAUUGCCAUUCUCUCUCUGUCUGAAGAAAAUGGCAAAUCUGGAAUCUGAAAUCUCACCAGAGCCAAACGCAAAUCCAUCCAAAACACGAUUUAGAAGAAAACAGAAACAGAACUCAAUCCUCCAAAACCCACUAAUAUCUUCUUCUUCUUCAUCAUCUUCUCGUCCUCUGCAAACUACCACCACAUGCAAAUCCUCAAUCUCCUCUCUCUUCCUCUCCACCUUCUCUCCUUCUUCGUCUUCUUCUUCUAAGAAGACGAUCUUCACUUCCGCGACUUUCCGCGGGCUGGGAUGCGCGUCGCAUGCGGAGGUUUCGGCGCCGGCUGCUGCCGCUGUAAGAUCCUCGGCCGAUUGGCAGGCGAAGAGGGUCAGGAAGAAGAAGCAGAGGAGGAAGAAGCAACCGUCGGGGUCGUCGUCGUCUAACACUUCGGGGCCGGCGGUCGUUGUACCGGACGUGUGGUGCUCGCCUGGAAUUGGGUUCGUGGCGGACGAUGCGGCUGUGGAUUGCGUCGUGGCGAGGCGGGCUGCUGCAGGGACGAGAGGGAGGGCAGAUGGUGAGAGGAAUCAAGGAGAGCGUCCGUGCAUUGUGAGGCGGAGCAGCAACCUAGAACACCUCUCCAGCUUGGACUCUCCAUCUGCUUUUGAAACACGCCGAUCUGGACCUGAUCUACUGCCUGCUGGACACUAUCGUCAUCCGCGAGGAUUUCACCGUUCUCCUGGAGGUCUUGCAGAGAUCAUGAUGCUACAAACUGGCUUCCUGUUGGGUGGACCGGAUGGAUAUGACAGAUACAGGGAUUGGCGGCUUGAUGUUGAUAACAUGUCAUAUGAGGAAUUGCUUGAGCUAGGUGAUAGAAUUGGGUAUGUGAACACUGGGUUGAGAGAAGAUGAGAUCUUCAGCUGCCUCCGGAAAAUGAAGCACUCGAUCUUGGAUGCUUUGCCGCCCCAUCUAUCCACUGGAAUGGAAUGGAAAUGUAGCAUUUGUCAGGAGGAAUACGAAGCGGACGAUGAGGUCGGGAAGCUCGAGUGUGGUCAUGGAUACCAUAUUUACUGCAUAAAGCAGUGGCUUCUGCAGAAGAAUGCUUGCCCCGUCUGCAAAGCUGCUGCUGCUGAUGCCGCUCUAUAGAAAAAUACAAGUGAUCAGACCGUUGAUCUGGUGGACACCAACCAACGUGAAUUGGGAUACCCAAGAAGUUCACAUCUUGGAAGUUCUUAAUCUUUUGGUAUUUGGUCUCUGUUGUUAUGGAUCAUUGCUGUGUUCUAUUCAUAGACCGAAUACUAUUAUUGAAAGAGGAGUGCGUUCAGAAUGUUGCUGUAAUGUGGCAUGAAGGCAUCAGUUGAGUUGAAUCCACUGUCUGACAGACUCUCAGUCUCGUGCCUUCCAAAUGUGGUUGCAAGCAGUCACUAAUGAAAAUUUUCAGCUUGUUGUGCAAUGGGUCAGUUAUGGUUCGUUGUCGCUGUACCCACACACGGCCCUUUUGUGAGCUGCCCAACAGGUGGGACCUACAGUCGAUGCCCCUUUGGUGGAAGAACCAUUCCCAUCCAAUAAUGGUACCUACCUGCUACUGACUAUUAAAUAAUGAGAGAGGGAUGCCAUGCCUCGAUCCUUUCCGUGGAGAAGUUGCUUUCAGCAAAACCACUAAAGCAAGGCAAGGCUGGUGCUUUUUGAGUAAUCCAUGAUGGACAGUGGAUGUUUUGAUUUGAUGAUAAUACAGUCAGUGUGAUUUUGAGUGAAUGGACAGUUCAAAUCGCUGAUUGGGUUAUGGCAUGUGUUAUUUACAAGCUUUGAAAGCAUAGCUAACGGCCCAAUGAAGCAUGUUAUUAUAGGUAAGGUGGUUGCUGGGCCUGUUCUGAUCAAAAUGUCUGAUUCGGGACCAAGUCUGCUGAAGGGCUGGAGUCCAUGCCUGUGCAGCUUGGGACGAGUUCCAUGUGACUGGACUGAGUUGCCUCGGGCUCGGCUGGGUCUGAUCUGGUUCAAUAGCAAGUUACUGUCUAUAAAGUUGGUAAGCUGCUUAGGUACUGUUCAGCUUGCACAUAAACCCAAUGUUAUGUAUUUGUUUGACAUCCAAACCCUUCAAAUGGUUGGACUCACCAUGAAUAUCACCUAACUUAUCCAAAAUGUUGGCCCCACCAAGAGGAUCACUUGGUGCUAAGACUGGGCCAACCGCUUAUUAGGUUGGCUACACCUAUAUUUAGAGAUUGGAUAGGUGGCGAUCGAUUGUUUUUCUACAGUGACCCACCUGAUGAUGAGUGGAUGGACUCAAUUUCAAUUGUUUUCUAUGGUGUGACCCACUUGAAAAUGA